Messenger RNA from Drosophila melanogaster (fruit fly), 3596 nucleotides. It is a transcript of the gene Snx27, whose product is annotated as sorting nexin 27. Gene Ontology annotation, biological process: vesicle-mediated transport; signal transduction. The transcript has 6 exons. Gene Ontology annotation, molecular function: phosphatidylinositol binding; phosphatidylinositol-3-phosphate binding. Lineage: Eukaryota; Metazoa; Arthropoda; Insecta; Diptera; Drosophilidae. Gene Ontology annotation, cellular component: early endosome; endomembrane system; endosome. The record is from RefSeq and is marked reviewed. The coding region runs from base 50 to 1342 and encodes 430 amino acids.
CGAUCGUUCAGCACCGAUUUCAUUCUUCGUUUUCCAACCUCCGUGCUAAAUGCUACCCUUUCAUUCUGUUCAAAAUGGCGUCAGCGUCGAGGGAGCCACACAUAAACAGGUCGUAGAUCUGAUCAAAUCCGGCGGUGACUGCCUAACUCUGACGGUGAUAUCAGUGACACAGCAGGAGGCCGAUCGACUGGAGCCGCAGGAGGAUCAGAGCGGUUACUCCUACAUCGAUUAUUCGGACAAGCGCUCGCUGCCCAUUAGCAUACCGGACUAUGGGAUCGUGAAUCGAAAUGGCGAGCGGUACAUCGUCUUCAAUAUACACAUGGCUGGAAGGCAGCUCUGUUCGCGUCGCUAUCGAGAGUUUGCUAACCUGCACUCGCUGCUGCGCAAGGAGUUUUCCGGCUUUAACUUCCCCAAGCUGCCCGGCAAGUGGCCCUUCCAGCUAAGCGAACAGCAGCUGGACACGAGGCGGCGCGGUCUGGAGCAGUAUCUGGAGAAAGUCUGUGCUGUGCGGGUGAUUGCCGAGAGCGAUGCCGUUCAGGACUUUCUCACCGAUACGGAGGAUGAUAUAUCCGCAUCGCCGGUGGACAUUAAGGUGAUGCUGCCCGAUCACGAAGUUAGCACCGUGUCGGUGAAAAAGUCCUCCAAUGCCCAGGUGGUGUGGGAGAUUCUGGUGCAGCGCGCCAAUCUCACCGCCUACACGCAGCAGUAUUUUUACCUGUUCGAGAUUGUCGAGUACAAUUUUGAGCGAAAGCUGCAGCCGCACGAGAUUCCACAUCAGCUGUACGUGCAGAACUACAGCACGGCCUCAUCCACCUGCCUUUGCGUCCGUCGCUGGCUCUUCUCGGUGGCCAAGGAGCUGACGCUGCCGGACGGCGAACAGGCUGGCCGCUUUAUCUUCUAUCAGGCGGUCGACGAGGUGAAUCGCGGCAAUAUCCGAGCCGAUGGUCGCCUGUAUGAGCUGAAGGCGCUGCAGGACGCCAAGAAAGCGGGCGAUUAUCUGGCCUUGGCCCGCACACUGCCAGGAUACGGAGAUGUCGUCUUUCCCCACUGCUCCUGUGAUAGUCGCAAGGAGGGACACGUUGUGCCCGCCGUGGGCAUGAAGAGCUUUCGGCUGCACGCCUGCCGUGAGGAUGGCUCGCUGGAGGCGCAAAUGGUCGAGCUGACCUGGGACAGCAUUACGCGCUCCGAGAGCGACGAGGAGUCCAUGUCAUUCUGCUUUCAGUACAAUCGUCCAGAUAAGCCAGCACGUUGGGUCAAAGUCUACACGCCAUAUCAUGCAUUCCUUGCGGACUGCUUUGAUCGCAUCAUGGAGGAGCGCAAGUGGGAAGACAGCGGCGACUAGGGAAGGCGGAAGGUGCUGCAGGAGGAGCAGACCCAGGAGCAGGAGCACGAGCAGGAGUCAGUGGAGCAGAAGGAGCUGAAAGAGCAGCAGCGACGGCGUCGACGGCAGGAGGGGCAGACUAAACAACCCAGUUCCAUACCGAGCAUCACCAGGCGGGCCGAGGCAUUGCACAUUGUUCGUUAGUGGUUCGUUGGUGGGGGAAACCGAACUGCCGAAUACUCCGCCUUUGAGCCCACAUAACACAUCUCCUUCGGUUAGCUUGCCAUAUUCCGGCUGGUCAGUUGUCGGGCCUCCGGAAGAAUCUGUGCACUCAGAUUCGUACUGGCCCACGGCUGCACCGAAUGCCUCACCCACAUAUAUUGUAAAGUAUAUUUGGCACUGAUAUAUAUAUAUAUAUACAUUUAUAUAAUUUGUACAUUCACAAGCAAUUGCAAUCGCCUUGGCUCUCGAUGCUCCAAUUCGGGGAUGCGGAUGGGAUGAAAUGGGAUGGGAUGGUCGUCUGGUCCGGUGGUUGGACGAAGUUGGAAAAUGUUAACAGCAGCAACAAAAAUGUUUCAAAUGUUUUCGGCACUUAGCACAUAGAGCAAACACAGGCACCAAUUUAGAUCAAGCAGAACCGACGAUUCUCAUUAUACAAUAUAGAUAUAUAUAUAUAUAUAUAAAUAUAUAUUACACACCACUCACAGACAUGCGUACAUUAUAAACAAAACAAAAGAAAACAAAACCAACAAACAAACAAACAAAAAUAUAUAAAAGAGUAUAUUUAAGCCAACCUCAGCGUAAUAUUUAAUUCGUACUUUUCCAAAUACCCUUUGUUCCGUUUGUGUUUGUAUAUUUUUUGCUCAUAGGAAAGCAGCGGCUAAGGGAGAUCUUUGAAAAAUGAAUUGUAAAAAGUCAAUUUUAAUUAUACACAAAUAUACAUCAUAUAUAUAUACACAUAUAUACAUAAAUGUUUAGCAAACAAAUCAACAGACAUUGAUCAUUUAUUUAUUUAUAUGUACGUAGGAAGGCCCAGAUCGAAAUCAAAUGAAACGCUUGAAAUCAGACAUCAGAGAUCAGUAAACAGAGAUCAGAAAUCAGAAAUCGGAAAUCAGAAAUCAAAGAUGAUCAGCAAUGAGCAAAAGAAAAGCGGGUUGGCACCAAGCAAAUGCUAAACGAAACAACAAUAUAACUAAUGCGAUGAAAUGUUGAAAAUAUUGUACUCAUUCGAAACUUUCUAUAGAAAUUGUUAGUUAAAUAUAAGGUAACGUUAAUAGUUAUUGAACAAAUGCAAAAGCGAGACUCAAAACUCAAAACUAAUGAAGCAACUCAACUAAUGCCAACUCAAAGGCGAACUCAAAAGUAACGUAGAAAGAGACGGCAGGCGGGCGCCAGAAAGAGAGGCACAACACAAAUAGCAAAAGCGCUGAGCUUUCCUUCACGCCGGAAAACCACAAGGAAAAUCACAUUAGAAAAAUCCCCAGACCUAAGCAACCUAAACAAUUUCACACGAUUUAAGGCAGAACAUAAUUACACAUCCGCAUAAUUAUAGAAUGGCAUAUAGGCAUACAUUUAUCAACGAUGCAAGUGACGUCUGCUUGUGAUAUUUACAAUUUACACGAUUAUUAUGAUUAAUUUUAUAUAUAUAUAUUUAAUUUAAUUGAUUCCAUAUCUCUUUCGUAUCUGUAUUGGAUUUGUUAAUCUCUCGAUGUGCGUAGACCACGUAAUGUAUUUAUUAUGUUUAGUUAUAGUCCUAUGAUAAUGUGAAUUUACAAUUAUGUUUAUUAUUAUUACUCUCUCGUUUUCCUUCUUAUUUUUUUUUUGUUCUCUUUUUUUUUUGGCCAUUUACAUGUAGCAAGCGCUUAGUUUAGAUUUGUGUGUAUUCCAUAUAAUAAUUAAUAAUACUAUGCAACUAAAAACGCUCUCUCGUUGUUUAUUUGAUUAUACUUUCUGUGUCUCGUGGCUGUUGAGCAAACAAAAGUGUUGGGCGUCUCAAAUAGAAGCCACAUAUAUCGAGCAAAGUAUAUACGCUAACAAGAAGAUGCAUUCCAUAAUAAGUACGAUAGAACGAUAAAUUAUCAAUGUUUUCUAAACACAUUUAAUACGACAACAACACAGCUCGGCGAACAUAAGCUAGAUGAAAAAUUGAAAAUAAAUAAAUGCGUAUGUGAACUGGAAGAUUCAUCAAAACGUUUAAGUGUACAACUAAACUAAAUGAACAAAUUUAACAAAUUUAUCGAAAACAAGCAUAAUAAAAGCAAAUUGCAUUUUUCCC